AGCAUUAAGAGGUGUGCAGCCCAUCCAAAGACCCCCGGGGGGACUUGUGUAAUUAAAAUGAUCUCACAUCAUGUGAAACCAGAUCUGUCCCUGUUUGGCAAAGAGCUUUCCCACUGGCCAAUGGGAAGAUGGGCACUCUGGAACAGAUGGUAAAAGAAUAUCAUAUCAACAGCUGUGGUCAAGUAUGUUUACCAAUGAAGAGAGGGUUGAUUAUGGGUGCCGAGGAUAAAGGAUUUCCUUCGUAACCCAGGCUAAAUGGACGCCAGUUCCAACACAGUGGUGGUUACGGGCUUUGGUCCCUUCCGGCAACACUUAGUUAACUCUAGUUGGGAAGCUGCAAAGGAGCUAUUGAAACUUGGUCUUGGCAACGAUGUCGAUCUACAUAUCAUAGAAUUGCCAGUGGUCUACCAAAAGGCAAAAGAAAUGGUUUGUAAAGCAUGGGCAACUCUUAAUCCCCAGCUUAUGAUUCACCUUGGGCUGGCUUCUGCCUCAAAGAGAACCCUAAUUCUGGAACAGUGUGGGAAGAACAAAGGCUACAAAGACAAGGAUGUUUGUGGGUUUUGUCCAGAAGACAACUGCUGCCUCUUAGAGGGUCCAGAGAAAAUCGAGUCUAUAAUUAACACGAAGCAAGUCUGGAAAAGCCUUCGGGUGGAAGGUGUGGAUAUCACCUUUUCCAGAGAUGCAGGAAGGUACCUCUGUGAUUAUGUCUACUAUACUUCCCUUUACUAUGGGAACAGAAGAGCGGUAUUUAUCCACGUGCCUCCUCUGACCAAGUUGGUGACGGCAGAACUUCUGGGAAAUGUGCUACAGGCAAUUAUCUUGGAGAUGUUAAGGCAAUGCAAAUCAGAAAACAUAAAGGGGGAAAAGAAAAACAAACUAUGAGAGGUGAAAGAAAAGAAGACAGCGGGACUGAAGCUACGCAGACAAGCGAGGAAGGGGGAAAAAGCACUACAAACAUAUAUUUUCUUUUCAUCUCCAGUCACAUCUAGCAGUUAUAGUUCAUUUCUUUGUUCUUUUUCAAACAACCCCACCCCCUCCCACAUAAA
Molecule: messenger RNA, 1046 nt
Organism: Anolis sagrei ordinatus
Lineage: Eukaryota; Metazoa; Chordata; Lepidosauria; Squamata; Anolidae
Gene: PGPEP1L
Product: pyroglutamyl-peptidase I like
Biological process (GO): proteolysis
Cellular component (GO): cytosol
Molecular function (GO): pyroglutamyl-peptidase activity
Source: RefSeq, a predicted model, not a curated record